CACGACACAUUGGCCUUCCAUUUUACACUCUGCCAGAUCUUUUCGAUUUGAUUUCGAAAGGCUAAUUUGGGGAUGUGAAUGUUUAAAAGGGGUGGCAAUUUGUCACUUGUUUCUACACCAUACCAGGGAUUAUUUUUAUCUGCUAUAUCAACAUGGUUUAGUUGUAGUAAGCUCACUACACCCAGGCAGAGAUCGAAGCGUAUUAUCCAGAUUGACAUGCCCUAUCAGAAAUGCUGCCAUGUGGAUGAAACAAGGCUCUGCUCACUCUCUCAGCUACCCAAAUGUCAGUGCUUCCAAGCUGGAAUCAUGGCAGAAAAUGCUUAGCAAUUGGAAUGAGGCUGGUGCAUCAUGCAUGGAAAAGAUUCAUGUCUUCCUUGAAGAUGGUGUUCCCAUCAAAUUACGUGGACGUCUGUGGAAAUGCCUUUUGGGCAGUGACCUCGCUAAACAGAGUAGUAGUCACACCUACCAGGAGUAUGUGGAGGAACUGCGCAGUCAGCUGGCAAGGCUUGGCGUGAAUGAGUAUGGGGUGCAGGUGGCCAUUUCUACACUAGAAAAUGCAGAUAAAGAGAAGGCAGAAACAGACAGCACAGCUCCCAACCUGACAGCUAAUCGCAACCCUGAGAUCACCAUUGAAACAUUAAGACAGAUUGUCCUUGAUGUUGAAAGAUCAUUUCCCACUCACUGUUCCCUAAUGGGUAAAAAUCCAGAGGCAAAAGAAGGGCAGGCAAAACUCUUCAGGAUCCUCUCUGCAUAUGCCAAGUAUAAUCCCCAGAUUGGCUACUGCCAAGGAAUGUCCUACAUAGCAGCAAUGCUCCUAAUGAACAUGCAAGAAGAGGAUGCUUUCUGGGCUUUGGUUGUCCUCCUGGAAAAGCCCAAGUACCUGGCUGGAUUUUAUGAACAUUCUUUAGAUACAAUCCAAAGGCAUGCCAAAAUCUUUCAACAGCUGCUGAAACAUCGAAUGCCCUGCCUCUGGCAACAUAUGGAGAAUUUGGAAGUGGCACCGUUACUGUUCAUCACCACUUGGUUCCUGACUCUCUUUACAUCCUUGCCUUGCUGGGAUUCAGUGUUGGCCAUCUGGGAUCUAAUCAUUCUAGAUGGUAUCAACGUAAUAUUCAGCACUGGCCUGUGUAUUCUACAGCUUCUAGAACCUCGGCUACUCGCCAUGUCUGAUGUCUCUGUGCUUCUCCCGACCCUGCUCCGGAUUCCCGUUGAUGUCUCCAGAUAUAAUGUCCUGGUCCCAGCGCUGUGGGUAACCAAGGUACACAAGUGGGAGCUGGACUGCAUGCAGAGUGUGGUGCUGGAAGAGGAGGAGGAAGCACUGCUUUCCUCAGGCAAACACUCCAUUCAGGCAGCCACUGUGGAAAAUACGACAAAGCUAAAUGGGAAAAAAGCACCUGACACAAAGGGAGCAGAAGGGAAGAGGACUACAAGGUCAAGUUCAUCGAUAGGAAGAGGAGCUGGACAACAAGAGACAUUGAAGGACACGCUUACCAAGAUGCUGAAAAUAGCCCGCUGUUACCUGCAAGAUUUGCGCCACUUGUCUGAAGGACACAAGGAAACCCCUUCACAGGAAAAAACAUUGUUUAUCCCUGGUCAUUCAAAGCGUCGGUCAACUACUCUCAACAACAAAGGGCAGGCGAGGAGGGGGAUUAGUGGGAGGGGGAGGAUUGAGAAAACUUCCCGAUAAGAUCGGGUUAAACUUGCCAUCGACAGGGAACCAAUAUUAUUUCCUCGUCAGUUUAGCAAAGAAAACUAUUUGAAAGGGGAGUGGAUAUUUUGACUCUGUAAUUAGGUGUCCACUACUACUGACUCCAUGUUAUUUGUUCAUUAAAUGUGCCGAGUUAAUUAACUUUGUCUCGUAAAUAUAUUUUUUAAAAAGCAGUGCCAAUCCUCAUAGUUUGUCACUAAUGCACUUGUGUCUAAUGAAAUGCACUCU
Messenger RNA from Chiloscyllium plagiosum (whitespotted bambooshark), 1936 nucleotides. The record is from RefSeq and is a predicted model, not a curated record. NCBI's taxonomy places the organism in Eukaryota, Metazoa, Chordata, Chondrichthyes, Orectolobiformes, Hemiscylliidae.